Microsporum canis CBS 113480 is the source of this 375-nucleotide messenger RNA. RefSeq lists its product as uncharacterized. Lineage: Eukaryota; Fungi; Ascomycota; Eurotiomycetes; Onygenales; Arthrodermataceae. The transcript is spliced from 3 exons. Bases 1 to 375 code for a protein of 124 amino acids. The record is from RefSeq and is a predicted model, not a curated record.
AUGCGGAUUGCAGGGCCUUUUACUAGGCGGGUUUUGCCCAGCAAGCGGAGGGCGCGACUGAUUGGACAAGACAAGGGCCCUUGGGGUUACGUCGUUGUUUUACUUGAGAUAUCGGUAUUGUAUGACAGGACGGAGAUUGACAAGAGGCCUGCCAACUGGCAAGGCGAUAAUGUGCAGACAUAUGAUGCGGCUCAGUCCUCAGCCAGGGAGAGGGUGUGCUUCCUCCCUAUACGAAGCAGAAGACUGAUGGCGUUCCAGGGAUGUGCUGUCGUCCCGUCGAUACCGUGUACGAAGUCGCUUUUCAACAUCUCCGUGCUCUCUCUCGUACUAUGGCAACUAGCCAUGUACGGUCUCUUCUCAGCCGACUUGCUCUAG